AAAAUAAAAAGGAGAGGAUGUUGUGAAUCCAUUUUAAUUUGUGGAGGGAAAUGGACGUGGGUGUGUGGAUGUCUCCGCAGGGAGGGAAAUGGUGGAAGGCAUCCAACAGUAAUAAUGAUAAUAUCUAUAAGGGUCGGCCCGCCGUUAUUCUGCCGGGCUUAGGGAACAACUCCGGUGACUACGACAAGUUGAAGCAAACGCUGAAUGACAAGUACGGCGUGCGCACAGUGGUGGCCAAGGUUUCGAGGCUCGAUUGGCUCCGCAAUGCUGCUGGUUUGGUGGACCCCAAUUACUGGCGCGGCACUCUCAGACCGAGGCCUGUCCUGGAUUGGUAUUUCGGAAGGGUUCAACAUGCUGUUCAAGAGGCUAAGGACUUGGCACAAGCACCAGGUGCAACAAAUGUAUCAUUGAUUGGGCACUCGGCAGGAGGAUGGCUUGCGCGUGUCUAUAUGCGUGAAUUUGGGCUCUCCCAUAUAUCCCUGUUAUUGACUCUUGGAACCCCUCACCUCCCACCUCCUAAAGGCGUGCCGGGGGUUAUUGAUCAAACGCGGGGUCUCCUUGAUUAUGUUGAAAAAUAUUGCCCUAAAGCUGUCUACACCCCUCAACUCAAGUAUGUAUGUAUAGCAGGAAGGUAUAUUGAAGGUGCUCGGCUUUUUGACAACUCAAAUCCAAAUAUUGAGGCUCUAGUUCCUGCUAAUGCUUCUCAGCUAGCUCCUGACGCUGCUAUUACGAACACUGCCACCGCUUCUCCCCCUAACACAACAUUACGUGCUCGCUUUGUAGGCCAAGGAUACAAGCAGGUUUGUGGGCAAGCAGAUGUAUGGGGCGAUGGUGUUGUGCCAGAAGUAUCAGCCCAUCUUGAGGGUGCACUUAACAUUUGCUUGGAUGGAGUUUAUCACUCCCCAGUUGGUUCCGAUGAUGCAACGAGACCAUGGUAUGGUUCACCAGAUGUGUUGGAGCAAUGGGUACAACACCUCCUUAAUUAACUUGGAAGUUUUUACAACACUUCAUCCAAGUAAUGUCAUUUUAUUAGUAUGCCACUGAUAAAAUGAUCUUUAUUUUUUCUUUCUAUAUGUAUUUGUGGCAUUGGAUUUGAUGAUCUAUACUUCAGACUCGUACAAUAUCCAAAUCAUUUUUCCUUU
Messenger RNA from Abrus precatorius (Indian licorice), 1142 nucleotides. RefSeq lists its product as uncharacterized. Gene Ontology annotation, molecular function: hydrolase activity, acting on ester bonds. Gene Ontology annotation, cellular component: chloroplast. Bases 51 to 986 code for a protein of 311 amino acids. NCBI's taxonomy places the organism in Eukaryota, Viridiplantae, Streptophyta, Magnoliopsida, Fabales, Fabaceae. The record is from RefSeq and is a predicted model, not a curated record. The transcript is spliced from 5 exons.